Messenger RNA from Drosophila albomicans, 817 nucleotides. RefSeq names its product accessory gland protein Acp29AB-like. Bases 80 to 784 code for a protein of 234 amino acids. Gene Ontology annotation, molecular function: carbohydrate binding. NCBI's taxonomy places the organism in Eukaryota, Metazoa, Arthropoda, Insecta, Diptera, Drosophilidae. The record is from RefSeq and is a predicted model, not a curated record. The transcript is spliced from 2 exons. Gene Ontology annotation, cellular component: external side of plasma membrane. Gene Ontology annotation, biological process: biological process involved in interspecies interaction between organisms.
AGCGAGCGUAGUUCUCUUUUGAUAACUUGAAUGAGAUUCGACUGUAGUUGACCGAGAACCGCGUUCAAGUCGACACAAGAUGAUAUUGAUUUUCGAAGGCAUCCUUAUUCUUGCUCUGUGGCAUUCCAUUGAUAAUGCACAUAGAAUUGUGGUCGGAGCACCUGCUCCUUGCGAUGCCUACUGUUUCAACGAGCUGAUACCCCUGCACAACACCAUUGCCACACUUAAUCAUCGUUUGAGCGAAUGCGAGACAAUGCAAUCGGUCAAUGCGAGUGCCAGACUGGAUAAAAUUGAUAAAGAGUUAAAGACACACAAAGUAAGGUUGUUGGCUAAUACGCAAGGCAUUUCGAGAAAUAGAAAGAAUUUGAGUGAUCAAGGGAAAUUAAUUGAAAAGUAUAAGAGGAAAUUGCGAAAACCCUUUGUUCAGAUCGGAUCUGGAUAUUAUUACAUUGAAGAUGAGACCACAAUGACUUGGUUUGGAGCCGUCCGCGCAUGCCUUCGAUACGGUAGCCACUUGAUCACGCUAAAUAAUCAAGAGGAACUAGAUGCAAUCAUUCCGAGACUGACAAAGAACAUGUACUGGACUGACGUCAAUAAUCUGUCAGUAGAUGAACUCGUAUCGAUCACCACUGGAUUGAAAGCUGAAUUUCUUAAGUGGGCAAAAGGAGAACCAAACGGAGGAUCAAAAGAGGAAUGCGUGAGCAUCGUUUCACCAAAAUAUGAAAUGCAUGAUUACCCAUGCAGGACGAAAAAUUUUUUCAUAUGUGAGGCAUAUGAGGAAUAAAUAUGUUGAAAAUUGUUUCAAUAUGGAAAUGUA